Messenger RNA from Lactuca sativa (garden lettuce), 735 nucleotides. RefSeq names its product indole-3-acetic acid inducible 33 (gene IAA33). Gene Ontology annotation, biological process: regulation of DNA-templated transcription. The record is from RefSeq and is a predicted model, not a curated record. Gene Ontology annotation, cellular component: nucleus. NCBI's taxonomy places the organism in Eukaryota, Viridiplantae, Streptophyta, Magnoliopsida, Asterales, Asteraceae.
UAGAGAGGGGGAGAGAUAUAGGGAGAUAGAGAUUUAAAGAGAGAAAUUAACAUGAAUAGCAGUGAUCAACAGGGAUCCCUAAAUAUGAUGAAGAAGAGGUGGUUGCAGGAUCACCAGAGAAGACUCAUGUCCCAACCCUACAUCAACAUGCUCGUUUCACAAAAUAACAUCUCUUCAACUUGUCCUCCUCCUCCUCCCAUUCAUAAAUUUCUAAAAGAGGAGGACGAUUUGAUAGCCGGAGUGAUUCCAGCGGUGACAGUGGUGGUGGAAGGCCGUUCAAUCUGCCACCGGAUCAGCCUUCACAAUCACGACGGUUACAACAGCCUAGCUAAGGCUCUCCGCCACAUGCUGGUGGACGACGAGCACAGUGGCCAUGUUCAUGAAGAACAAGAAGUAGGAGUUGAUCUGUCAAAUGCAGUACCAGGUCAUAUCAUUGCUUAUGAAGACAUGGAAAAGGAUCUUCUUCUUGCGGGUGAUCUUAACUGGAAGGAUUUUAUAAGGGUGGCAAGGAGACUUCGCAUCAUUCCAGUGAAGGCGAAUUUAAGUAAAGGAAAAUGAUUCCAAUAAGAGUAAUUGCUGAAGAGGAAACGUAAGUUUAGGCAUUUGUAUUUGAAACAUAUGUAGCUAGUUAUGGUAUUUCAUUUUUAAGGUCCAAACCUUAUAUGACCCGUCGUUCACAAGAGUGUAGCUCGUUAUGGUAUUUUACUUUUUGUCCUAUUUGAGUAAUUAUCGCUU